Acanthosepion pharaonis is the source of this 963-nucleotide messenger RNA. The record is from the annotation of a GenBank genome assembly. NCBI's taxonomy places the organism in Eukaryota, Metazoa, Mollusca, Cephalopoda, Sepiida, Sepiidae.
AUGAUGAAAAAAUAUACUUUCAACCAUAGCCUUACUGGCAUUGAUCAUCGAAGUGAACUUUCCCAAGAGGAAUUUGAGCAGGUCUAUGAUGGCAAAUGGCCGGUUCUUUUGACAGAUGUUGUUACCAAAUGGCCUGCAUUCAGUUGGACUAAGGCAUUCUUUGUGGACAAUUAUGGAGAUGAACGAGUGACAGUAAAGAUUUGUCAGGGAGAUGAAACAUAUGGUUCAGUGGAGGAAUUACGUCAUAUGCUUCCACUUCUCUCCAGUACAGAACUACAACAAUGGCUUUACAUUGAGGAUGAACUUUUCUUCCCUUCUCAUCCAGAACUACAAAAGGAUUUGGGUAACAUUCCCUAUUUGAAAGAGGACUUCUUUUCUUUGUUUCCAAAAGAAGUGAGGCCCUGGAACAGCAUGCUGCUAUGGGGAGGUCAUCACUCCAAGUCUCCUUUGCACAUGGACCCUUACAAUUGGACUGGCACCAAUUCUGUUUUAAAAGGCAGGAAAAAAUGGAAGUUAUUCCCACCAGGCCAAGAUGAUUUAUUAUAUGUCACAGCAGGGCAACAAUGUGGCUUCCCUCUUGAAUGUCGAAAGUAUAACAGUUUCAUUGAUGCAUUUAAUCCUGAUCUGAAAACUUACCCGAAAUUUUCUGAUGCAUAUUCAGUUGAUUUUGAACAAAAAUCAGGAGAAUUGCUCAUUAUCCCAACUGGAUGGUACCACCAGGCUUAUAAUAUGGAAGAAACUUUGGCUGUGUCAGGACAAGUAAUGAAUUUGCAUAAUUAUUUGGCUGUCCUUGAAGAAAUUAUCAAAGUUGGAAAUUUGGAAAGAAACAUUAUUCCUAAGGAGUUUGAAAAACUCUCUGCCAGAUUUCAGGUGCAAGCAAUGAUGGAUUUAUUACCUGAAAGGAUUCUGGCUCGUGGCAGACAUAUUACAGAAAUUUACAAAAGAACACGUGAUGAUCUCUGA